Molecule: messenger RNA, 2819 nt
Organism: Marchantia polymorpha subsp. ruderalis
Lineage: Eukaryota; Viridiplantae; Streptophyta; Marchantiopsida; Marchantiales; Marchantiaceae
Source: the annotation of a GenBank genome assembly
UCCGGAGAGAGUGGGGGCUGGAGGAGAGCUGCAGCAAUUUACGUACAGGAAAGGAGUGGGAAGGAGCUCGGAGCCACAAAGCCUGAGCGAAGGCUAUAUCGGACGUGGCGGCAACUCACACGCCACUCUUCGAAUGACGGUGGACAGUUGUGAUUGGUUGCGUCGACCGAUGCGUCCCAAUGUCGCCCGGGGGAGGCACGCAGAGGACAAAUGUCCUCAGGUGCGCCUUUGUGGACACAUGCCGGCGAACUUGAGUUCGUCUCGUCGAUGGAAGAAGAGCGGACGUGGGUAGGUGGUGCCGGGGAAUCCCCCACGUCUUUCACUUUGGGUCGGAGGGUUGUUUCCAGCCCUCUGUGCAAUUGAAUCUCAGAGCAUUUCGCUGGCCCUGCCGCCGCAGUUCGGCUCUGUCUGUCGUUUCCUCUCGUGAUCAUGAUUUGUAAGGACGCCGCCUUUCGUGAAUCGUUGGCAUUGCAAGCAACGCUAUUCUCCAAUUCCCCGUCGUCCCAAUAAAUUCGUGCAAUGUCCAACCUUCCGCCUCGGAAGGCCAAGGGUGCCUGUGGGCUGUGAAGCAUCGAGAGCGCUUCGUCCGCGCUCAACAGCCAAAACCCAGCGCCGAAUCGAAACAGGGCUAGUUACACGAAGAAAGGAGAGGGAGAGUUACAACUCGCUCUCUCUCGGACGCAUUUCUGGCAGCGGCUGCACCCCUCGCCCUCUCGCCCAUCUUCCUUUCCUUCCCUUCACCCUGCGAUCGCGCGUGACUUGCGAACACGCUCCUCAAGCAAUGGAUCAAAACACAAGGAAACAGGUCCAGAUCGAAAGAUUCGAAACCAGUGCCGCACCGGCACACAUUCCUUAAACCCUGCGCGAGCGAGGCCGGGGCAAAUUCAUCACAGGGACGGGCCGGAGAGAAUGCGCGAGAGAUUUUCUCCUGCAGUGGAGAACGAGUUGCGGGGCGAAAUCGAGGGGAGAGAUCGAGAGAGGAGCCACAAAUUCUCAGGUAAGUACCGCCGGCGGAAGUCGACACAUUCGGGAGCGAAUGCGCGGCCGGACCAUGAAUGAACGUAGCAGAUGACAGCGAUUGGGCCGCCAUAGUGUGAGCAAAUCAGCCAUCGCCAUAUCGAGGAGAAUCUCUGAGAUCGGGACCAUAGACGGAAGCCAUUUCGAGGCGGGAAGAGGAUGCCCUAGUGAGCUCGGAUUGCGCUGCGAGAGAGAGGGCGAGAUCGAGAUCGAGAGGAAGGGGCGACGAGAGGCAUGCGGUAGGAGGAGGCGAUGAGCAGUAGCAGCGCUGAGGAGGCGGGCAGCCAUGCGGGGACGUCGGACACGCUGUCGGAUGGCGGCGACGCAGGGGAGGCGUCGGCCAUCGUCGCGUUCGAGGCGGGCGCCGCGGCGGCGGCGGCGGAGCGCCACAAGAGCGGCGCGGCCAUGGACGAGACCUUGUGGGGCGCGCUGCCGGAGGAUCUGCAGGACCGCAUUCUGGCCUGGCUGCCGUUCCCAGCCUUCGCGCGGGCCUGCACGGUGUGCCGGCGCUGGAACGCGGUCAUGUACUCGCAGUCGUUCCUGGAGAUGUACCGCCGGAUUCCGCCGCCGCUGCCGUGCUUCCUCAUGUUCGAGGCCAAGGACCGCUCCAUGUGCGCCGUGUUCAACCCAGCGUCCGAGCUCUGGCACCGCAUUCCGUUCACCUUCUUCCACUACGAGACAAAAUUCCCUUGCGCGGCCGCGGGCGGGCUACUGUGCUUCUGCGGCGUCAGCGCCUACCCGACGCUGUCCGUGUGCAACCCGUUGACGCGGUGCUGGCGGGAGCUGCCGCCCAUGCUGCACAAGCGCUUCCCAAACCUGGUGGGCAUGGUGGUCGACCCGGUGACGCGCGGCUACAAGAUCGUGGUAGCGGGCGACUACUACGAGGACAACGUUCGCACCGAGGUGUACGACUCGACCACCAACUGCUGGCGGCUGACGGGCAACCAUCUGCCCAUCGCCAACUACACGCUGCGCAACGCCUUCUGCAACGGGUUCCACUUCUGGGUGACGCGCGACCCGUACGGCGUCAUCGCCUUCAACAUGGAGCACGGCGUGUGGAGCGUGGUGCGCGCGCCCAUGCCGUCCUUCCUCUCGUCGCCGCACCUGGUGGGCUGCCACACGCGCCUGCUCAUGGUCGGCGGCCUCAAGAAGCACACCAUCCCCAAGAACAUCCGCAUCUGGGAGCUCGAGCAGAACUCCAUGAACUGGGCCGAGGUCGCGCGCAUGCCCCACACGCUCUGCAAGCGCUUCCUGCGCGACUCGCGCAACGGCGACUUCAUGUGCGUCGGCUUCAACAACCUCAUCUGCCUCACCAGCUACAAGUGCCCGCACGCCCUCAUGUACGACUUCUCCAAGCGCUCCUGGCGCUGGGUCGCCAGCUGCCCCCUCCUCACUGACAUCGAGGACUACCGCUCCACCAUCGGCUUCCCCUUCAAUCCCCGCCUCGAUGCCUCCGUCUGACCUCGCUCGCCCUCGCUGCGCUCUGCCUUGUACAUAAUCUCUGCCCCUCGCUCUCACCUUCCCUCUCUCUCUCUCUCUCUCUCUCUCGCUACUCUCUCCCGCUCUCUUGCGCUCGCGUCUGCUGGUGGGCAGAAGUCCGAUACCAGAAACUCAAUGAGACCCGAAUUUUUUGGGCCGAAGUUUUCUGCACCCGACGAGUCUCGUGAUCCAGAUGUUGGAAAAACUUCAUGAAUCUUGAAACCCAUGACACUCCCCUUCCCGGGCCGGGCCUGUAAAAUGGCCUGAAUUUUGUAACAUGAAACGAACCGUAGACGUAGUUUGUGAUUUUCAAUGCAGUUCAC